Messenger RNA from Helianthus annuus (common sunflower), 1734 nucleotides. RefSeq lists its product as uncharacterized. NCBI's taxonomy places the organism in Eukaryota, Viridiplantae, Streptophyta, Magnoliopsida, Asterales, Asteraceae. The record is from RefSeq and is a predicted model, not a curated record. Bases 203 to 1603 code for a protein of 466 amino acids. The transcript is spliced from 6 exons.
AUGAAAAAGCAAGUAAAGUAUAAAUGAGAAUUAAUGAUUUGAAAAUGAUUCGGUGAGCAGAAUCUUGGUUUUCAAUCACAAUCAUCAUAUUCUAUAAUUCCCCAACCAACAACAGAACCCCAAUUUGGUAGGGAGGGGAGGGGGGGUUUAUCUCAUAUCAUCUCCCAUUUAAUUUAGGGUUUAUUUAUGCAACCAAUUCAUCAUGCAGAAACAGGGAGCCUCAAUCACUGAACAACACCUUUCCCUUACCUUGCAAAGGUACUCGCCCACGACUAUUCUAACUUUGCUUCAUGAAGUGGCUCAAGUUCAAGACGUGAAGAUAGAUUGGAAUGCGUUGAUAAAGCAUACCAAAACCGGCAUAACAAACCCUAGGGAAUACCAAAUCUUGUGGCGCCAUUUGGCGUAUUGUGACCCGUUACUUGAGACGUUGGAAAAGGAUACUCAGCCCGUAGAUGACGAUAGUGAUUUAGAAUGCGAACGUGAAGCUUUUCCAACUGUUAGCAAUGAGGCUUCAGCAGAGGCUGCAGCUUGCGUGAAGGUACUCAUGGCUUCUAGUUCACCAAAUGACAUAGAACGAGGCUCGGUCAUCGAGGCACCGUUGACUAUAAAUAUACCGAGAACGAAACAUCCGUUAGAAAAUCCGCAAGUUGCCAACUCAGUGAGUGGGGUCAGUAUUUCAGUUCCGGUUUUUGUUCCAACUCAACUGCUCCCAACAGUUCCUUCUGCUGAAGGAUUGGAUAAUGCAAAUGGUGGUACAAAUAAUAUUAACUUGCCACCUAGGCGGAAGCGAAAACCGUGGUCUGCAGCAGAAGACCGGGAGCUGUUUGCCGCUGUGCAGAAAUACGGCGAAGGGAAUUGGACCCACAUUGUGAAAUCGGAUUUUAAGGGUGACAGAACCGCUUCACAACUGUCUCAGAGGUGGAAUAUCAUCAAGAAACGUCAAAAUCACCCGCUUAUGAAAACCGGCUCACAUCUUUCGGAGGCGCAAUUAGCGGCCCGGCGGGCCCUUAACAUGGCCCUUGAUAAGCCCGGACUCGAUAUCCCAAAGCCAGCUUCUUCCCUUGGCAGGACAUGUCCUGGAAAUACCUCGGUUCAACCAACCGUGGCUGACCCACCGUCCACCACACUUGCACAAAAUUACGAUUCUACCCUGACAGGACCGAAAAGACAAUUUCCAAGACCUCAACCGUUCCCAAACCGACCACUUGCAUCGGGCUCAGACGCGGUAAAAGCAGCUGCAGUUGCUGCUGGUGCUCGAAUUGCUACCCAAUCAGCUGCUGCAGCAAUAUUGAAGCAACAGCUGAAGAGUGCAAUCCAUAUUAAAACAACUAGAUCACCGCCUGCACCGGGGGCUCACAUGGGUCCAGACUAUUUCCGUGCACCCUGUUCUAGAGUCUCGCCAAACACACCAAAAGUGGGACCUGUGGUUCCAUUGAAUCAGUCUGAAGUUAAACCUUGGUGCUCAGCCAACUCACCCGAGCUCGAGCCCAUUCAAGAAGAUCAAGUGGCGGUUUCCAGCAAUCUAGUUGCGAAUUUGGGUUCGAAAGAUCAAUGUCAAGAUACUAAUCCACCAAAUAUGAAUCUUGAACCAGAGGGACGAUGAUAACCUGGUACAUGUUUUUCUUUGGUUUUUAGUCUUGUGGUUUUGAUAGGUACUUUUUCGAGCAAAUAUUAGGAUUUGUUUUUGGUGUCAAUAUUCUGGUUUAUAGAUUAAUGAAGAUGAAGAUUAUGGCU